GACAAAGGGACCGUGUGCGCGCCGCUCGCGCCCGCGCCGGGACUAAACCGUUUUUACCGGAGAAUCUUCGGACCUUUGUUUGCGCGCGAGCACAGGUGACGCACGCACUGCGGGGCGCGCGGCCUGACGUGCUGCCGGUGUGUGCGCGUGCGUGAGGCUCGUGCGUGAGGAGCGGCACCGGAGAAGAACCGGAGGAGACACCGGCGUGUCCCGCCGCAGCAGGCCGCAGACAUGAGCUCCAACUGGGGCACGGAGCUGUGGGACCAGUUUGAGAGCCUGGAGAAGCACACGGCAUGGGGCAUCGAGUUUCUAGAGAAAUACACAAAGUUUCUGAAAGAGAGAUCCGAGAUAGAACAGAACUACGCCAAACAGAUAAGGAACUUGGCCAAGAAAUAUCAACCCAAACGGAACCGAGAGGACGAGACCAGAUACUCGUGGUGUGUGGCGUUCUGCUCCUCCCUUCGUCAGUUGGAGGUGUUGGCGUCUCAAAGGGAGGAACUUUCUGAGAACCUGAGUGAAAACAUGCAAGAACUGAGCCGCUACACGUCUGACCUGAAGAGCGAGCGCAAAGGGCACUUCCAGGAUGGGCGUCGGGCUCAACAGCACAUCGAGAGCUCUUGGAAACAACUGGAGUCGAGUAAACGUCGUUUCGAGCGCGACUGUAAAGAGGCGGAGCGAGCACAGCACGCCUCUGACCGCCUCGACCUUGAUCGCGACGGAGAGAAGCGCUGCUCCAUCAAGGCUCGUCAGAACGCGCAGCAGAAACAGUUCAAUGCUGAAGAGUCUCGGAAAGAAUAUGAGACGAGUCUGAACCAGUUCAACCAGGAUCAGGUCCAACACUACAGAACCCUGGUCCCAGUCAUCUACCAGAGGAUCCAGGACAUGGAGGAGCGCAGGAUCGAGCGCGUGUCGGAGACGAUGAGGAGCUGCGCCGAAGCCGAGAGGAAGAUCUUACCUCAGACCUCCAGAUGUUUAGAAGGACUUUUAGACGCCGCUGCCCGGAUCCAGCCCAGACAGGACACUCGGGAGGUGGUGGAGGUGUAUAAGUCCGGUUUCGAACCUCCUGGAGACGUGGAGUUUGAGGACUACAGCGCCACCAUGAGGCGCAGCGUGUCCGAGUCCAGUUACCUCGACAACCGCAGCGAGGGGCGGAGACACAGCAGGAAGCUCUGGCCUUUCAUCCGGAAGAAUAAGUUGCUGACGUUGCUGUCAUCACCGCGGCAACCGCCCCCUCCUCCUCCCACGUCGCCCUCUCCCGGGGGCGUGGCCUCCAGCCCUCAAUCUCCGCCUACUGCCUCCAGAGAGCCAAUAACAGCACGCCUCAACGACCUCAUGUCCUCCGGCUCCAGGACCAGGAAGCAGUGUCUGCGCAGCAUCAAGAGAGGGCUCUCUCUCAAACUGAGCUCGAGUCCGGCCGACUGCAGCCAUCUGCCUCCAGAACAACGCCUCAAGAAGCUCCAGAACCGGGUCAACUCCAUCUGCCACGAGAUCCAGAGAGAGAAGGAACAGAGGGACGCUCUGUUAAAGAUGCGUGAGCUUUACGAGCGCAGUCCGCACAUGGGGGAACCUGCAAGUGUGGAGCCCCGCCUCCAGGAAGUGCACCUGAGUCUGCAGCGGCUGGAGGACGAGUUACAUAAUAACCAGGUGUGGUUGUCGGAGACGGAGAGCAGACUGAACUCGACGCGGCGUCAGAGCUGUGGCCUCGCGUCAGAGUCGAAAGAAAACAAGAGGAGCCCCGCGAGCCGAGAGAGCCCUGACGGCAGUUACACGGAGGACCAGGGGGCGGAGCUUCAGUUCAAAUCUCGGAGUUCAGAGUUCGACGAUGACUUCGACGAUGAGCCACUGCCGAGUAUCGGGACGUGCAAAUCCCUCUACCCUUUUCAAGGGCAGACAGAGGGGACGCUGUCAAUGCGUGAGGGGGAACUACUUUCUGUGGUGGAGGAGGACAAAGGCGACGGCUGGACCAGAGUGCGACGCAGCCUGGAGGAGGAGGGAUACGUGCCCACCUCCUACAUCAAAGUCUUUCUGGACUCAAGCGCUGCAAGUUUCGUUCAGAGCCGCUUGGUGUGAAGAUUCUGCCCACCGCUUGUCUGGACCAAUUAGAGCGCACGCACCAGCCGCAGAGGAAGAAGUGGGCGUGACUGUGUUUGUGCCGACCAAUCAGAGCCUUCAUUCGUCUGUAUAUAAACCAAAGGCUGCCUGAACCCGCCCCGUGUGACCCUGCCCCCUGCGCUUCAUUGGCUGUUUUUUAUUUAAAGAUGACCACUUCCUGUAAAGUUUCAAAAUAAAAG
This is a messenger RNA of Periophthalmus magnuspinnatus, 2291 nucleotides long. RefSeq names its product formin-binding protein 1-like. The coding region runs from base 232 to 2070 and encodes 612 amino acids. The record is from RefSeq and is a predicted model, not a curated record. NCBI's taxonomy places the organism in Eukaryota, Metazoa, Chordata, Actinopteri, Gobiiformes, Gobiidae. Gene Ontology annotation, biological process: signal transduction. The transcript is spliced from 18 exons. Gene Ontology annotation, molecular function: protein binding.